AUGUGUGGUAAGGUUGGUCAAGGCUUCCAUGCUGAGAGACUCCGAUCCGCGACUGUAGCGGUGCGGCAGCACUGUGUCUUCUGUGCGACGUUCCCUAAGAACUGGGCCGUUCCGUGUGGGGGACCCUUUUUUGACAUUAGUAGACUCAUGAAACUGCCUGCUUACAGUGUCGUCGGGAUCGACUACGUCUCCUUGGCACCUAAGGUCCAAGCCGUUGUCUGCAUCUGUGCUGCAGCACGGCAUUGUACUUUGUUAAGUACUCCCAGAGAGGACUCAAAGUGCUCUCUGGAUUCUAUCAAGGAGCUGACUUUGAUGUUCGGCCGUCCAUUGUGCGUCUUCUCAGACCGUGCGGCUUACUUUCGCAGCAGUUUAUACUUGGAUGGUCUCAAGAACUUGGGUAUUCAAAGUGUGCAUUUGGCUUCUCGCUCGCCAUUUGAAGGGUCUCUAUAUGAGCGCCGAAAACAAGGAGUUCGCCGUCCACUUCGCUUCUUUGGUGAGUUGCCAUUACUCAGGCGACUAUUCGCCACAUUUGAUUCUGACGUUGCUUCCUUGCGGAUGUUGUUGAUGGAGAUUUCGCUCAUUAUGAAUCAGCGACCGCUCGGUAUCAGCAGUACUGGUGAGGAAGUGAAUACUAUAUGCCCUGAUAGUCUGUGUUUCGGUUAUAUCCGACGAACAGAUCGCCUCACUGAGCCCUUGCUCGAAUUGUCUCAAGAUGGUGUUCGCUGCGAUGGGGAUGAUGAUCCCGGUAUCGACCUCCUCAUCAAAUCUUCUGCUGUUCGUCAAGGUGGUCCGGGUUUCUUACCUGGAGGCGCUCUCGGGACGCCUCCUAGGCGAUUGUCAGCUUGGUUGAAGGAUCGUUCCACCCGCAAUGCCCGGGGUGGCAGUAGAGGUAGAGCGGGAGUUCUUUCUUUCGCUGCUGAUGAGUUGGUCUUUGUCAAGAGCGGCAAGUCUAUCAAUCCUGCUCGGGUUGUGAAGACUCUCCCUGGCUCUGAUGGUGUUGUUAGACGUCUCUUAGUACGUAACAUCAAGUCAGGUCGAGAAUCCACCGUCUCUCAUCAUAAUGUCGCUAAGUCCUGCAUAGAGUCAGAUCUUGAGGUGUAG
Messenger RNA from Perkinsus marinus ATCC 50983, 1101 nucleotides. RefSeq lists its product as hypothetical. Lineage: Eukaryota; Perkinsozoa; Perkinsida; Perkinsidae. The transcript has 2 exons. Gene Ontology annotation, biological process: DNA integration. Gene Ontology annotation, molecular function: nucleic acid binding. Bases 1 to 1101 code for a protein of 366 amino acids. The record is from RefSeq and is a predicted model, not a curated record.